Messenger RNA from Pisolithus orientalis, 1373 nucleotides. Its product is annotated as CTLH/CRA C-terminal to lish motif domain-containing protein. Lineage: Eukaryota; Fungi; Basidiomycota; Agaricomycetes; Boletales; Pisolithaceae. Bases 50 to 1243 code for a protein of 397 amino acids. Gene Ontology annotation, cellular component: GID complex; cytoplasm; nucleus. The transcript has 7 exons. Gene Ontology annotation, biological process: proteasome-mediated ubiquitin-dependent protein catabolic process. The record is from RefSeq and is a predicted model, not a curated record. Gene Ontology annotation, molecular function: ubiquitin protein ligase activity.
ACUAGGUUGUGGGCUUCAUUGUGGUUGAUUGCGAUCCCCCCUCCUCAACAUGAGCACAACGAAGGUCAACGUUGAUGGAAUGUUACUUUUCGAGCAGCCCUUUGCCCGAGUUCCUUACGAGAAUUAUCGCAAGGUCUUCCGGGCGUCUCAGCGGAAUAUCGAGAAGGAGCUUGGAAGCGUUUUGUCGCUUUCUAAUGACCUACAGAAACGUUCUAUGGCGAACGAAGGAAACGUUGAGGAGGCGGUCAAGGCGGUGGAUGGAAUGAUUGGCCGAGUGGAGAAUCUCAAGCGCAAGCUCUCGGACCUUCAGGAAAAUAACGGAAAGCCUACCCUGGACGUUAUACUGGAACGCCUUCACCACCUUGCUAACCUUGAAACACUGCCGACCACGAAUUGUGCAGAUCACUCCCGUUGGGCAGAUACGAGACUAGACAGAUGGCUUGUCGAUUGGGCCCUGCGUGGUGGUCGUCACCAAACCGCGAGGACCCUUGCCCAAGAGCGGGGUAUUGAGACCCUAGUGGAUAUUGAUCUGUUCAUGGACAUCCACAGAAUUGAAUCCGCACUUCGCCGGCACAGCUGUGCUGAAGCCAUAGCAUGGUGCAGUGAAAAUAAGACGGCGUUGCGCAAGAUUAAGAGCACCCUUGAAUUUGAGCUCCGGCUUCAAGAAUACAUUGAGUUAGCGCGGGCGCGGAAAACGCAAGAAGCAAUUACAUACUCGAGGAAGUACCUCAUUUCCUGGCAAGAGACACAUCUGUCUCAGAUAAUGCAGGCAUCCGCCCUUCUCGCCGUUCUGCCGUCUACAAACUGCGGCCAGUACAAGCGACUUUACGACAAUUCCCGGUGGAUAUCGCUGAUACAAGCUUUCCGUUUGGCCGCGUAUACCUUGAAUAGUUUAUCCACGGAACCGCUUCUUAAUCUCGCGCUCUAUGCUGGCCUUGCUGCUCUCAAACUUCCUGCAUGUUACGACCACAACCCGAAUGUGAACUGCCCCGUUUGUGAUCCCAAUAUCAGGGUACUCGCCAAUGAGGUGCCGUAUAGCCACCAUACAAAUUCAACCAUCGUUUGUCGCCUUAGCGGGAAAAUAAUGGAUGAGGAUAACAUGCCUAUGGCAUUCCCAAAUGGCUAUGUCUACUCGAGAGAGGCCCUCGAAGAGAUGGCCGCAAAGAACGACGGCAAGGUCACCUGUCCACAGUCAAAUCACACAUGUGAUUUUUCUGCCCUUAAGAAGGUAUUCGUCUCGUAGGAAUUCGAUAUUCUACCGCCCCGCUCGAGCGCGGACCGCAUUAGUCUAAUGCAAUACUACUUGUACAAACGCUGUAACUAUAGCAAGUAAGAGCAAUUGGAACGUGUAUAGUAUCAUUGCAAGUACCCCC